AUUUAUGCUGAGCGGAGGCAUGUUAGUUUGUGAUACGGCUUUAGCUAUGUACAAAUUGGCCUAAUUUUGCACGAGAAAUGGGAAGGAUAUUUGAUUAAUACACUGAAAGUAGAGGGAUUUUUAGCAUCAUGACCUCAGAAGUGGAAGAACAUGUCAUGGCCAAAUAUGAAAUCAAGAAGCGCCUUGGAAAAGGAGCAUAUGGCAUUGUAUGGAAGGCCAUCGAUAGGAGAACGAGGGAAGUUGUUGCCUUGAAAAAGAUUUUUGAUGCCUUCAGAAAUCAGACAGAUGCACAGAGGACAUUUCGAGAAAUCAUGUUCUUACAAGAAUUCAGUGACCAUAAGAAUAUAGUCAAGUUACUGAAUGUGAUGAGAGCAGAGAACGAUAAAGACAUCUACCUCGUAUUUGAGUACAUGGACACCGAUCUCCAUGCGGUAAUCAAGAAAGGAGGAAUCUUAAAGGACAUUCACAAACGUUAUAUCAUGUAUCAGCUUAUUAAUGCUACCAUGUAUAUGCAUUCUGGAAAUGUCAUACACAGAGAUCAAAAGCCAUCAAACAUCCUGCUAGACACAGAGUGCUUUGUGAAGGUUGCUGACUUUGGUCUCGCCCGUUCAAUAACCCAAAUUGAUGCUGUUCUGAGCGAAGACAAUCCUGCCCUGACAGAGUAUGUGGCAACAAGAUGGUACAGAGCACCAGAGAUCCUUCUAGCUUCUAAAAGAUAUACCAAGGGAGUAGACAUGUGGAGUGUAGGCUGCAUCAUUGGAGAGCUUCUCAAAGGGAAGCCCAUGUUUCCUGGUUCAUCCACAUUCAACCAGCUGGAGAGAAUUAUGGCCAUCAUUGACCCGCCCACCAAGAAAGACAUUGAGGCUAUCCAGUCGGACUAUGGAGCUACGUUUGUAGACAUGUCAAAACUCAGGCAUAGACAAUCAAUUGAGGAAGUACUACCGGGGGCCCCAGCUGAUGCAAUAGACUUGGUCAGAAAACUGUUACAUUUCAACCCAGACAAGAGACUCACUGCCAAACAAGCUCUGUCACAUCCAUAUGUAGCAAGAUUUCGAAACAAACCUGGAGAGAUAUUUCUAGACUAUGAUGUAGUCCCACCCUUAGAUGAUGAUGUGCAGCUCUCUGUUAAUGAAUAUAGGUCAAAACUAUAUGAGAUGAUGAAAGAGAAGAAAGCCCGACACCGUCAGCAGCUGAGGGAAGCCCAGCAAGCCCAGAGGAGAGGGAGCCAAUCCUCUACCCCACCCUCAGAGCAGGGUAGUCCUAUGGUCAACGGCUCUACAGCCUCAGCCAGGUCUAACCAGGCUGCCAGCAGCAGAGGCACUAGUCGACAGAGACCAGCUGCUGCUGUCGGGCCUGGAGGAGCUGCAGCAGCACCUCAAGCACCAACGUCAACAACAUACACAAAUUACGCGGCCGAGGCAAGGAAACAUAGACCCCCCUUGAGCUCCGCCUCGGGGAACGGCCACACCCCCAACAAGCGCCUACACCAUACCUCCAGUGCCCCCGUGUUGCAUGCAGGUGUAGCCUUCGGGAGGUCAACGGCAGACCCACCUCCUGUGGCCAUGCAGAGGAAAAACUCAGUCAGACAAAACUUACAGAGACAAAAUAGUGUAGAGAACAUUGCUGCAGGUCAGUACAAUGGCAAUGAGAACCAGUACCAGUCAUCAGGCAUUGGUCAGCAACGUCCAUCAUCUGGUCAUCACCAGCGCACCAGGUCAUUCUCAGCUGGCAUACGCAAUAGCACCAUCACUAGGGAUACAAAGGGUCAGCAUGGAGGGAGUCUAGCCGUGUCAAGCUCAAGACUAGUAAGUUAUCAUCUUAGGGCGUAAAAAAAAAAGAUGUUG
Messenger RNA from Strongylocentrotus purpuratus (purple sea urchin), 1844 nucleotides. Its product is annotated as extracellular signal-regulated kinase 2. Gene Ontology annotation, cellular component: cytoplasm; nucleus. Gene Ontology annotation, biological process: protein phosphorylation; intracellular signal transduction. Gene Ontology annotation, molecular function: ATP binding; MAP kinase activity. Bases 129 to 1829 code for a protein of 566 amino acids. The transcript is spliced from 13 exons. The record is from RefSeq and is a predicted model, not a curated record. NCBI's taxonomy places the organism in Eukaryota, Metazoa, Echinodermata, Echinoidea, Camarodonta, Strongylocentrotidae.